This is a messenger RNA of Aedes albopictus (Asian tiger mosquito), 2848 nucleotides long. RefSeq lists its product as uncharacterized. NCBI's taxonomy places the organism in Eukaryota, Metazoa, Arthropoda, Insecta, Diptera, Culicidae. The transcript is spliced from 2 exons. The coding region runs from base 1135 to 2193 and encodes 352 amino acids. The record is from RefSeq and is a predicted model, not a curated record. Gene Ontology annotation, molecular function: nucleic acid binding; zinc ion binding.
CUAAUGUAUCCGUUUUUGGUUAAAUCUAUUGAGAGUGUAUUCGAACAAUCAUUAAUGAUCAUUAGCCGCUUGCGCGAAAGCUCGCGCAAGCGUAAGCGCAUCAGCGCUGUCAAACUAAUAAAAGUAAAUAAACCAGGCCAAGAGGCUCUCUUACUUUACAACAAACCAACCAGUUAAGACGUGCCUUGAGAAGUCCGAAGAAAACCCUUUUUUAAAAGUAAUCCGUGAAAGUUUUAGGAAGUUCCGUGGAGUUUAGUGGUGGCCGAAUCUAGAACAGUGAACCGGGGAUAUUUGUCCUGGACGACCAAAUUGAAAAGUGGCGACGAGGUGAAAGUCUGCGGCGGAGAAUUUUCGUCGUAGGAUUGCGUGAAUCAGUGGGCGGACAUCAUUCCAGCCAAAGCAACUUUUCGACCACCCCAAGCAGCCGGAGAGGUUCGACCGGAACGGAAAUCGGUGGACACCGUUGCUGCAAAGUAGGUAAAAGUGCACCGUGAGUGAAAAAUAUUGAGAAAGUGGUUUUUUAGUGGUUUUUCACAUCGCCAAAACGCCAUUUGCACAUUAGGCAGGUUUCGGGCGCACAAUUGAACAGACAAAUUGCUUUGAGUGUAUUCUUUUACUUGGUUAAUUCUUUGCAGUGAGCACAAUCAAUUCUGUUCAAUCAAAUAAAACUGUUCUUUUCUUUUAUCGGAAGAGUAGGCAUUUCUGCAUCAGGAUUGUGCGUGGUGAAUCGGCAGAAACAAUUUGCCGGGAAGUUUCCGAGUGCUUUCCGCCGAGUGGCGAGUGUUUGCUGCUGGACAUCCGAUUCGGUUUUUGACGGUUUUCACCGGGUGACGACCGCUUUGGGCAUCCUUCCCGCCGGACGGCAACUGGUGCUGGCCAUUUGGAAUCGUUGUGAGUGAGGUACCGAUCGGGUGAGUAAUUUUUCAUUGAUUUCUGUUUGGAAACGAACGUUAGACCGGUCCAAUUUGCAGUUGUGAUUUUUUUUGUGUGAAAUUUUGGAAAUUUUAUUUUUGAAUAUUUUUGCUCAGUUUUUGGCAGAUUAGACCGGUUCAUUUUGUAAAAGCAUAUAUUUUGUGAAGUUUUUGUAAUUUUUUUUAAAUAAAUUUUUUGGUGUUGCUUAGAUUUUUUGCAAUUAUGGCCUACGUUGUGGCACCCAACAUUGAACCCUACCGGAAGGGUCAAUCAUUUGCAACUUGGGUCCGUCGGUUGACCUUCCAUUUUCGUGUGAACAAGGUCGGCGAAAACGAAAAGAAGGACCAAAUGUUCAUGUUGGGCGGAGAUUAUCUGUUCAACAUGGCAGAAAAACUUUACCCGACGGAGGCGCUAUUGGAUGCAGUGUCCUAUGAGGUGUUAAUUCAAAAACUCAAGGAACGUCUCGAUAGGACUGAUUCCGUUUUACUUCAGAGGUAUCAUUUUGGUUCGAAGGUCCAACAGGCCGGUGAAUCGGCAAGUGACUUCAUUUUUACUUUAAAACUCCAAGCUGAACAUUGCGAGUUCGGCGACCAGAAGAAUAGGCUUAUUUUGGACCGUCUUCUGGUUGGCUUGUCCGAUACUAAGCUAAAGCAUCGCCUACUAACGGAGGACAGCGCCAAGUUAACUUUAGAACAGGCCGAAAAAAUUGUCGCAACAUGGGAAAUGGCGGCAACCCACACAAAGGCAUUGGCGAACAAUGAGGAUGUCGGCCUAGUAGCUGCCAUGGAUACCAGAUACCCUCUAACUGGAGGCAGAGGAACAGUGCUUCAGCGAAUCAGGGAUGCAGCCCAAGGUUUCCGCGGUCCGGUGAAAAGUCGGCUUGGUGCUCGACCGGAAAUUCGUCCGGCCGAGGAUCGUCAGCAGAAUUCCCUAGUGCGCUUCCAAACGCAGCAUUCCAGGCACCGGGAUUCUUCUGCAGGUCCCUCUAAUCGGAGAUUCCAGCGGUGCAGUGAACAAUGGCCGGUGGAUCAGCGUUACUGUGACUACUGCAAACGCAGGGGACAUGUACGCAGGAAGUGCUAUAAGCUGAAGAACGGGAGGAACAAUGAGGUCAACCAUGUCGACACCCAGGAUGCGAACAGCAGCGCGGGUAGCCUGAGCCAGCUCGCCGAGCGUUUAGACCGGAUAAGGUCUGACUGGGAUUCGGAUGGAAAUGAUUCAGAUCAUGGUUGGAAACGAGGCGACUACUACCGCGCAUCCAACUCAAAUUCGGCUCAUUAAGGACGGACGCGAAGCAGGCCAGCCAAGACGAUCGAUGCGAGUGCUCGAGACUGGUCGGUCGAUGCCGGCUACAGCAGAACCCGAGAGAGCAACCGUUGCGGAAACCGAUAUCCGGCAAAUACCGGAUCUGAGUGAUUGUGAACAGAGAAGAAAUUAUAGUGAUGAAAUAGUAGAUCGUAUGAGCAGGAAAAGAAAAUAUCCGUCGGAAUCGGUAGAGCUCACUGGCCUACCCCGGCGAUCGAAACGAAGUAGGAAAGCGAAAAUAGAAAAUGAAUUCGAGUAUUAUUAAAUGUAGUUUUUUGACUGUUGAAUUAAUGUUCAAUCUUUUUAUAAGGAGGAAGAGCUAAUGUAUCCGUUUUUGGUUAAAUCUAUUGAGAGUGUAUUCGAACAAUCAUUAAUGAUCAUUAGCCGCUUGCGCGAAAGCUCGCGCAAGCGUAAGCGCAUCAGCGCUGUCAAACUAAUAAAAGUAAAUAAACCAGGCCAAGAGGCUCUCUUACUUUACAACAAACCAACCAGUUAAGACGUGCCUUGAGAAGUCCGAAGAAAACCCUUUUUUAAAAGUAAUCCGUGAAAGUUUUAGGAAGUUCCGUGGAGUUUAGUGGUGGCCGAAUCUAGAACAGUGAACCGGGGAUAUUUGUCCUGGACGACCAAAUUG